GUCGUCUCGGCCACCUCCCAGUCGGGUUGCGGCCGAGGCCGGUCCUGGCUUUGUAGCUCGCUCAAGAUGGCGGCGCAGCCACCCAGCGGGAUCCGCCUCAGCGCGCUUUGCCCGAAGUUUUUACAUACAAAUUCUACUAGUCACACUUGGCCAUUCAGUGCAGUUGCUGAACUAAUAGAUAAUGCUUACGAUCCUGAUGUGAAUGCUAAACAGAUAUGGAUUGACAAAACAGUGAUAAAUGACCAUAUAUGCUUGACAUUCACUGAUAAUGGGAAUGGUAUGACUUCAGAUAAGUUACAUAAAAUGCUAAGCUUUGGCUUCAGUGACAAAGUCACCAUGAAUGGUCAUGUCCCAGUUGGAUUGUAUGGGAAUGGCUUUAAGUCAGGUUCUAUGCGUUUGGGUAAAGAUGCAAUCGUGUUUACCAAAAAUGGAGAAAGCAUGAGUGUGGGCUUCUUAUCUCAGACCUACUUGGAAGUCAUAAAAGCAGAACAUGUUGUUGUCCCAAUAGUGGCGUUCAACAAACACCGACAGAUGAUAAAUUUAUCAGAAUCAAAAGCAAGCCUUGCAGCAAUUCUGGAACAUUCUCUGUUUUCUACGGAACAGAAGUUACUGGCAGAACUUGAUGCUAUCAUGGGUAAGAAGGGGACGAGGAUCAUCAUUUGGAACCUUAGAAGCUACAAAAAUGCAACAGAGUUUGAUUUUGAUAAGGAUAAAUAUGACAUCAGAAUUCCUGAAGAUUUAGAUGAGACAACAGGGAAGAAAGGGUACAAGAAGCAAGAGAGAAUGGACCAAAUUGCUCCUGAGAGUGACUAUUCCCUGAGGGCUUACUGUAGUAUUUUAUACCUAAAGCCAAGAAUGCAGAUCAUCUUACGUGGACAGAAAGUGAAGACACAGCUGGUUUCAAAGAGUCUUGCCUACAUCGAACGUGAUGUUUAUCGACCCAAAUUUUUAACUAAAACGGUGAGAAUUACUUUUGGAUUCAACUGCAGAAAUAAAGACCAUUAUGGGAUAAUGAUGUAUCACAGAAAUAGACUCAUCAAAGCUUAUGAAAAAGUUGGAUGUCAGUUAAGGGCAAACAAUAUGGGUGUUGGAGUAGUGGGAAUUAUAGAGUGUAAUUUCCUAAAGCCAACUCAUAAUAAACAAGAUUUUGACUAUACUAACGAGUACAGGCUGACAAUAGCAGCGUUAGGAGAAAAGCUGAAUGAUUACUGGAAUGAAAUGAAAGUGAAGAAAAAUGCAGAAUAUCCUCUAAAUUUGCCAGUUGAAGAUAUUCAGAAACGUCCUGAUCAGACAUGGGUUCAAUGUGAUUCCUGUCUAAAGUGGCGAAAAUUACCAGAUGGGAUAGAUCAACUUCCAGAAAAAUGGUAUUGCUCCAAUAACCCUGACCCACAGUUCAGAAAUUGUGAUGUUCCAGAAGAACCUGAAGAUGAGGAUUUGGUGCAUCCUACUUACGAAAAAACCUACAAAAAGAAAGACAAGGAAAAAUUCAGGAUCAGACAACCGGAAAUGAUCCCUCGGGUAAUUAAUGAAACCUUGCAUUUUAUAGCUGUGUAUUAUAUUGGUUCCAGCCUGAAACGGAGACUUUCUACUCGUUCGUCCAUUUUGAAUGCAAAGACUCGGAGAUUGAGUAAUCAAGCAUUUGAAAAUUCAGCUUAUAAAGAUGAUGAUGAUGAAGAUGUCAUCAUCUUAGAAGAAAACAGUACUCCCAAACCUGCAGUAGAUCAUGACAUUGAAGUGAAAUCAGAACAGAGUCACAUCGAGCAAAGUGGUCAUCAGGUCGAGCCUGUGGCUGAUAAGGGACCUUGUGCCCCGGCUGGUUCAUCAGGCAUCUCAUCAUCCAGGUGUGAUCAGGGAACCGCUGCGGCUACCCAGACUGAAGCCCCGAGUGUAGUUGUUAAAAAGGAAGAGGCACUUGAAGAUGAGAUAGAUGCACGAAAUGAUGCAGCUGUGCUGCCAGCCUGUGUGGAAGCUGAAGGGAAGGCACAGGAAACCCAGGACACCUUUGAUAAAUCUGCGGGUGAUGCUAGUUGCCAGCUAAAUGAACUGAAAAAUGAGCUGCUUCUAGUUACCCAAGAAAAAGAAAAUUAUAAAAGACAGUGUAAUGUGUUUACUGACCAAAUCAAAGUGUUACAGCAGAGGAUACUGGAAAUGAACAACAAAUACGUAAAGAAGGAAACUUGCCAUCAGUCUACCGAAACUGACGCUGUAUGUUUACUUGAAAGUAUUAAUGGCAAAUCUGAAAGUCCAGACCACGUGGUAUCUCAGUAUCGGCAAGCUUUGGAGGAAAUAGAAAGGCUGAAGAAACAGUGUAGUGCUCUGCAGCAUGUGAAGGCCGAAUGCAGUCAGUGUGCCAGUAGUGAGAGCAAAAGUGAAGUGGACGAAAUGGUUGUGCAGCUUGACGAUGUGUUUAGACAGUUGGACAAGUGCACUGUGGAGAGGGACCAGUAUAAAAGUGAGGUUGAAUUAUUGGAAAUGGAAAAAUCACAAAUCCGUUCACAAUGUGAAGAACUGAAAACUGAAAUUGAACAAUUAAAAUCUACAAAUCAACAGUUAGAAGCAGAUGUUUCAACUUCAAGUAACAUUGAGGAGUCUGUAAAUUAUACUGAUGGGGAAAGCCUCAAACUUCGAUCUCUUCGAGUUAACGUAGGACAGCUGUUGGCCAUGAUCGUACCUGAUCUCGAUCUUCAGCAAGUGAAUUAUGACGUUGAUGUGGUUGAUGAAAUUUUAGGACAAGUUGUCGAACAAAUGAGUGAAAUCAGUAGUACUUAAAGUCUGUUUUAUGUGAGAUAAUAAAAAUACUUGCUCAGUCCUGUGGUUUUAUAGCUUUCAGAAUGGAAACACUUUUGUUUUAUAGAUAUGACAAGUGACAGACUGAAGAACCAUGAUCUUUACUGUAUUCUAUGCAUUCAAGUGUGGUCACAAGUACUAUGGGCACACUUAAUCACACCUUUUGAAAUGCCUGAGAAUCAUUCUUACUGAACGGCUGAACAGCUAACUCAUGAUUCUGCUUUGAAGUGUAAAUACUUGUAAUUAAGUCUGCACAUAUUUUUUUAUUACUCUAGAGGACUUAAGUGUUUUUCACCAAGAGCUUUUCAGGUUGCCCCUAACCUUUGUGCAAUUUUUUCUGGUUCCCAAAGUGUAUUUUUCUCUGAAGUGAGGGCUGUGCCAUAAUACAGAUGGAAAUGUUACCUUUGAUUUUCUUACAGAAAAGUUUUUAAAAAAUGGAAUUAUGCUCCUGAUAAGUUGUAAGUGAAUUGAAUCUUAAUGUUUCUUUUCUAUAAAUUCUUAUCUCCUGAAAUAUUUUAUUCAUGGAAACAAGGUAAGCAGAAACUCUCCAUCCAUUUUAUCAGGAUUUUCCUUGUGCUGAGAUUGCCAAUCAUGGUUAAACGCAGUGUUUUUAUAGAACAAAGAAAUGAUCUUUAGUAUAAAAAAGCAUCAGAAAUAUUAAAUGUCCCACCACGUUUACUUUGAAGCCCAUUUUUGGCUGCUGCUUCAGCAUGGAGUGGGCACAAUAAUUGUUUAAUAUUUCUUUUUGUGAAAUUUCCUGUACAGCCUUUUGUAGGAUUACUACAGGUUAAUGAGAGUUGAGGAAGACAAUCUUUCUCAAACAGUACAGCAUACUUUUCAUUAUAUUACAGAGCUAAGUGUUUUAUGUCCUGGAGGUAAGCAGCAAACUGCCCUAGGAUUAUAGUAUUACAUGUCAUAAAAAUUAUGCUUUAUUGGUCCCUUGUUUGUGCAAUUUUAAAGAGAUGGCUUUCUAUUAAGUAUAACUAUGUAUAUAUAAUUAAGAAUCGUAUUUUCCACAACUGAAAUGUGCAUUAUUUUUUUUUCAAAGUUUUAUCAUUGCUAUUUAUUUUUACUUUUGUUUCUGAACAUUCAAUACAUGUUUCUCUUGUAUGUAUGCUUAAUUACAUGUCUUUCAUAUACAAUAUUAAAUUUUUACUGUACAUUAACUUCUAGAAAAAGCAAAUAAAUGAAGGUUGUUUUUAUUUGCUUGAUAAAGUAAUUGAAAGUGUAUUUUUGGUAUGAAGCUGGUUUUCUGUCCUAAUUGUAUCUGCCCAAAUUUUAAAAUAUCUUGUAAUAAAAUAAAAAUAUAUAUGAUGGCUAACUCUUCAGAUACUACUUUUAAAGAAUUCUAUAUUCAAAUUAUAUUUUGGAAACUGAAACUGUCCAUUGAGGAACCCUCAGGUUGAGCUCAUUUUAAAAUCUAUAUUAAUUACAAGUUCUAUUUAGGAGACCAAGACUGUUUCCAUUAAGACUCUAAAAACUGAGCUCAUCUUGAGAGUGUGUGUGUGCGUGCGUGUGUACAUGUAUUUUACAUUCAAGAAGAGACUCUGUAAAUCAUUUAGCCUAAAGAAACCUUGCUUAAAUGAUAGCAGCAAUGUAUAGCAUGUCUAAGUUUGUGAAUAUUUAUGUAGCAGUUCUUUCUGGAAUUUGCUAUUUUUCCCUUCCUUUGGGUCAGCUAUAUUCUUGCAAAAAUAUAUAUUUUAUAUGGCUGUUAUCUUGCUUUUAAUGGGAAAGUUAGUCAUAGGAUUAGUAAAUUUGCUUGCUAAAUUGAUUCUUUGGAAGUACUUACAUAUUUUUCACCCUUUAAGAAAAUAUUGCCAAGAUACGAUUCUUUGAAAAUGUAGCUAACAAAAUUUAACAGAACAACAACAUGGACUUUCAUGUAUAUAUCAUAUUUAGGUAGAGAUAUCUAUCUUUUGUUGUUAAGUUAAAUUUGUAAAAGGCUAGUGGGAACACAGUGAUGUUUAAACUAAUUAUUACUUCAAAAACAGUAUGAGGAAGUAAACCAGCAUAGUCCACAAUCCCUGCAAACAGGACCCACUGUAAUUAGCUAAGCAUUCACGCAGCAGGAGUGGUGUGGGGCAUAUUGUUGUGUCUUUUAUUUGGGCCUCGAAUUCUUAAUGUAGGCAGGUACUGCUGGGGACUCUGCCAAUGGCCUCAGAUACUUAAUUCUUGCGAUCAACAGCCCAUUAGUUCAUUAUUUAUCAUUGGAGAAUAAUUAAAGUGAUACAUCUGGUGGUUUUCACCCCUGGCUGUCUAUUAGAAUCACCUGGGGAGUUUUUAGGACUCCCCAUGCAAGGAUGCACCCCGUACUCAUUAAGUCAGAGUCUGGGUUUGGGCCCAGAUACCGGUAUUUUUUUAAGGCCUCCCAGUGUGCCAUCAGAGCUGAGAACCAUUGAUCUUUACCUUCCUGUGAUGAGUGUUUACAAAUGUUGAACUCAGUUGGCUCCUGAAACAAACACAGGAUUUGCAUGGCUGCUUUCUCACUGGGGUGAGCAAGGAGGGGAAAAGGGAAGCAUAGUUGGUGCCUAAGUUAGAAAUGUAAAUGGGACAGAAUGGUAUAAAGUGAAAAGACUUACCCACUGCUUCCCUAAAGUUAACCACUAUUGCUUUUUGUAUGUCCUUCCAGAAAAUAUUAGCUGCAUACAUAUACACAUUCAUAUAUAUGCAUUCAGUUUAUAUUCAAUUUUAUAUCUUUAUAUUUGAUUAUAUAUUUGUAUCAAGUUUUCACAAAGGUGGUACACCAUAUAAUUGGUUAUCUUGACAUUUCCAUGUUACUUUUUUGAACAGGUUUGGUAACAGUCUAUGAUCUGCAUAUUCUCCUAGUGCUCAUUUAUUUCUCAUGUUUUGACAUUACAAAAUAUGCUACUGUGAAAAUUAACACACACCACACACACUUUUACAAGUAUACCCAGAGUGUAAAUUCUUUGCAGUGAAUAUUGAUAGGUUAAAGAGUGUGUGCUAUGUAACUUUUAAUAAAUGUUACCAUGCCAAAAUGAAUUUAAA
This is a messenger RNA of Leptonychotes weddellii (Weddell seal), 5793 nucleotides long. The record is from RefSeq and is a predicted model, not a curated record. NCBI's taxonomy places the organism in Eukaryota, Metazoa, Chordata, Mammalia, Carnivora, Phocidae.